This is a messenger RNA of Monomorium pharaonis (pharaoh ant), 11537 nucleotides long. RefSeq names its product electroneutral sodium bicarbonate exchanger 1 (gene Ndae1). Gene Ontology annotation, molecular function: sodium:bicarbonate symporter activity; solute:inorganic anion antiporter activity; monoatomic anion transmembrane transporter activity. Lineage: Eukaryota; Metazoa; Arthropoda; Insecta; Hymenoptera; Formicidae. The coding region runs from base 4483 to 8253 and encodes 1256 amino acids. Gene Ontology annotation, cellular component: plasma membrane. The record is from RefSeq and is a predicted model, not a curated record. The transcript has 23 exons. Gene Ontology annotation, biological process: regulation of intracellular pH; bicarbonate transport; transmembrane transport.
AUAUACAUAGUAAAUGUGUUAGAAAUUCCUUAUAAUAUGAUAUUUCAAAUGCCAUAAGUUCUAAUGUUAUAUUAAAUCAUGUGCAAUAAAUGGUGAUAUAAGUAAAUUGUUAUUAAUUAUUAUUGCAUUAUUGGUGUGAUCAUAGUAGGCAAAAUUAAAGUAAAAGUAUUUAAAAGUAACAGUAUUUGAAAUAUGAUAUUAUAGCAAUAAACAAUAAUAAAUAUGAGAAAUAUAAUGAUACAACGUCAGAUCUGAGUGUACCUAUGUAAAUUAAGUACAGGUUGAAUUCGAGAAAUUUGAUUCGGAGUUUAUCUAUGAGAAUAGAUCGAGAGACUGUAGUCUAUCACAAUUAUGUAUAAAUUAUGUAAUUGUUUUAAUCCAUUUAAUCUGUUGGUAUCGCGUCAUAACACCAUAAAAUUUGCAUUGCUUUAAAUACAUAAGUAAAACAACAGAUGUGUAAUAAACGCUUGCAAUUAAGCACGUGUUUUACACAUUCUAGUCGGUUGGAUUUAAAGACAGAUUAAGUUAUUUGUAACGUGAUACUUUCCGUUGUUAUUGUGUAAAGUGGGAUAUUCAUAUUCACCCAUUACAAAAAAUUAGAAUAUUCUGAAUUUAUUACGCGUGAUAAAAUUGUUUGGCACAUAUUAUCAAUAAUGUAUCAGUUAUUGAUAAAUUCUACCGGCUUUGGCCGAUCGACUUACGUGUCAUUAUAAUGGGAUUGACGGGUCGGACAUUAUCAUCUAAUCAUGUGCUUGUACGAGAUACGCGUUAAAUUGGGUUCACAUACAAUUAAUGUAUUCUGGUCCUGUGCCGCCUAAUUUAUCAGACAAUAAGGACGAGUCGAGAGAUAACUGUAGAGGAAAAUGAUGAGACAUCGGUGACAGGACACUAUUUACAAGUCUUUAGUGCGUACUGAUUGGCUCUAAAAAGACUCACGGUACCUAAACAGACGUUAAUUGAAAGCGGUUUAACGCGAGGGGCGCUAUAAAGAAUGGAAACUUGUCUCUUAUACGCUGCAUAACUCAUGGUGAAUGGAUAUUUAAGAACGAAUUAUAAUUUCCUUUUAAUGAAAAUUUUACAGGCAGUCUACUUGUAUUAAGCACAUCAAAAGACUUUUCUCAGUUAAGUGUCAAUUAUAAGUAACUGAGCCUCGCUUUUUAGGUUGAUUUUAUCCAAUAAAAUUUUUACUAAAAGUUUUAUUGGGAACUCUGUUAAAAAUGAAAAUUUUAGGACUGACUUUCGAUUGAAUUGUAAUUAUGUGCACGAAAGAAAAGUAUUUUUCGAAAUUCUUUAAAUAAUAUCUUAUUAAAUAUUUUAUUGAGUAUUCUAUCAAGUAAUAGGAAAAUGCUUUAUGUACACGUUCAUAAUUAUAGAUUUCUUUCCUAAUUUUCCAACACAUGCAAGCAAUGUUUGAAUAAUAAUUUAAAUAGUUCAAAAUGCGCAUAAUAUUUUUUUUUAAUAAAGAAAUCACAUAUUGUUUGCAUUUUAUAGUUGAAAGUUAUAUAGUAACUGUGAAGCAUAUUGUACACUGUAACAAUGCAGCGUAUGCGAAAGUUUGCAUUAUUCGAAUUCUCUGCUAGACAGCGUGUCACCCAUUAAGCAUCGUAGCCGUGAUAACAGAUCAUUUCUGCAAUUGAUAGGCACGACUAUCUUUCGCGGCUACCGUAACGUGAUAAUGAAACUCGUGGCGAUAAUAUCCUUGCUUUGAGCGCUUUUUUCACUUUUAUCUGGAGUGUGAAGGCAUCUGCGCCUAAUUAAGUCCAUAUUAUCAUCAAAUUGGUAUUAACUCACUACCUCUGGCUCUCAGCGGUUUGCACCGCCCGUCGUUACAAAAAAAAAGAAUGAUCACACACAGAGAUCUAUAAAUUUACAUAAUAAGAAUUUUAAAUGAGCGAUUGCACAACGUUGAGGAAAAAUUUUCUGUGGAAUAAACUCUUUGGAAAAUGACAAAAAGAUUCUUCAAUUAAUUUAAUAUCGAUUUUGUCGUUAUAGCACGCACGUGUUAAUUUUCUAAAUGAAAUGAAUUCUGAUUGAAGAUAUAAAAACGCAAGUAAAAUGAAUAACUCAAGUAAAAUGAAUAACCCAAGUAAAAUGAAUAACAAGACCAUUAUUGUUUUAUUGUUAUUAUUUAAGCAAGAAAUAAGGACUGUUUGAUAAUAAUUAAUUUUUAUCCUCCAAAGAGUUUAUAUUAUAAUAAAUAAAGUGCUACGCGUUUCUUCUAAUAAUUUUUUUUCCUAAACAUUUCUUGUAGCAAUUAAAUUAUGUAGGCAUUAAAAAAUAAUUCAAUAAUUCCUAAUCGCAGCUCAGUUCAUGAAUAUGUAAAGGUAUACAUACAGUUUCUGGAUAUAUAACGCGCGAUUAAACAAAUUUAUCGUAUUCUCCCGCGGGUGCGACCAUAAAUGUAGUAUGCAAUAGUCAUUCGCGUGAUUAAUUAUGCAUGACAUAUGCGCUACUUGUCACUCCUAUGGGCUAAACAGACAAGCAAGAAUCUAUCGGAAUUAGUAAUAAGUUUUGAAUAGCAUUAUUGCAUAGAAUUAUUUUCCUAUGACAGGCCACAAGUUUAUUCCCAAUGGCUAUUGCAUUUCAAAGUAAAACUUUUAUUAGUUUCAACAGACACUUCUUGCAAGUAAAGUGAACUGAUUUCAAUAUUUGACAUAAUUUUAUUUUCUGAUAAUCAAAUAUUUCUUGUAACACAAAGUUUUCAUUGGCGAGAUAGGUACGCAACACAUGCAAAUAAUACUUAUAUAAAAGUAAAAAAAAAAAUCAAUAAAUAAAGAAAUUAAUAUACAUAUUAUUAACAAAUUUAAGUAAUGUAUAAAAAGUAAUUUAUGCAAAAAAAUAAUACGCAUGAUGCAUGCUUCUAAUGUGAAACGUAGUAUGCAAAUCUUUCCCUUCUUCGGAACUAAUCAUAAAUGCCACUGCUGUGUUCACAAGGCAAUCCCACACAUUUGCAUCCGUACGUCAAACCUAUUAUUUCAAAGAUGUAUUAUAAUGAUUUCCAAUGAAAUAAUACUAGCUAUCUAUAAGUGAUUCGCAUAAUAAAAGACGUGCGUUUAGGGUGUAUGUGUGCGCAAUAAUGCAGAUCAAUGAGCGCAGAUUGACGUGCAUUAGAAAUGUAUCAUUUGAUUAUACUUUGAAAUAUCGUUUUUACGCACAAGUAACUUCUUAAACAAGAAAAAUGUAAUCAGCUUUGUCGUAUAAUCGUCAUAUCAGCUCGGUAUCGCUGGAUAGAUAAUUUUUUGCCGAUAUAUUGAAUUAGUUUAUCUCUUAUUGUAUCUCACGGUAUUAUUCCUAUAAGCUUUCCAUUCGAUAAAUAUGUAAAUCAUCUCUAAAUUAACAUGUGUUUAAUAUAUAAUACUAACAGUACUUUUUUAAUUUUUCUAAACUAUUUUAUAAUAACAAAAUUCAGCAGAAGUAAUUGUUGAGAUAAAAGAGAAGCUGAUGGGUUAUCAGGGACCGCUGUUUAUUCGAAUAGAUCCGUCUUAUUUGAAGAGCUAGAACUACAUCUGGUGUGUCGCAACGAUCGAAACGAUGUUUACAUAUCGCGAAAUAAUAUUAUUCACUUUGCGUCAUUUAAUUUCCGAGCAUCGAUAAUUGGAUAGGAAUCAAUUUUAGCGAAAAUAAAUAUAUCUUCUUAAUCGUCACGUAUAUUAGUCAACUUAGCCUUUAUCUAUUAUUUUUCUUUUUCUCCAACUACCGACGCUCGUCAUUCACAAUAUUAAACAAAAAAUCAAGUUGAGCAACGUUCAACUUGAGAAAAUUCGGAUGACCGUACUAUAUGGCCGACGAUGUCCUGUACACCUUCACCAACAGAAGAUUCAUUUUUCCUCUAUCCAUCUACGUGGAAAUUUCAGCAAUGCAAUGUCGUGUAGCUUCUUCGGAGCUGCGGGGGCUAGUCUUCGGAUGAUCCGACAACAUCGUUUACUCGAUGAUUGUUACAUUAUCGUCACCGAUUUCGAAAUGACAGAAUAAUACCCCUCCCUGACAGCCUGACCGGAUUCCGGAGCGUAUCUCAGCACUAUCUGGGCGGAGUUUCCUUAUCAGAAUCACCGGAUGACUGUCUCCGCGCUGCUGCCAGCCACCGACUGGUUGCUGCGACUGGCCGAUUGCUGUUCGUCGCCAGCAUCAAGAGGAGAGCGCGAUCGGAAGCUAUCAUCUGGCUGUCAGCCGAUGGUAAACAGUCCUCCGGCAUACACCGCGGUGCGCAGACGUGCGUACGUACGUAGUGCAACGACGUGUGCACGUGUGCAUACACUUAUAUAUAUGUGUGUGUAUGUGGGCGCACCUAUAGGGAGAAAGAGAUAGAAUUAAUUGAAUACACAUCUCGUCUGUCCACGCGCGCUUUAUUUACUCGUGAAGCGGGGCGACUCCGACAUGAGGACUACCGUCUGACAUUGCGGCCAAAAGUGCAUUCACCAUCGUGCUUAUCGUCGCGGUGAUAGAUUUCUUCAGGUGCAAUCACCGGUGGAGCUCCAAGAAGACAUGCAAUCGAACAAACCGUGGAUGCAGCCGAGAGCGGGCAGUGGCGGGGCCCAUCCGGGCGGGACAGGUGACGAUGAGGCCCCGAAAGACCCGGGUGCGCGGAUUACUCAUCAGUCUUACACGGAAAAAGAUUAUGAAGGUCACAGAGCGCACACGGUGUAUGUGGGCGUGCAUCUGCCAGGGGAGAGAAGACACCGCCGACACCAUAAGCACCACCAUUCACAACGACAGCCCGGUGGUAAGGAGGACGCCGACAACGAUAGACCGAGACAAUUGUUGAUGGCGCGCAGGGGUCGUCUCGCUAGCAUCUGCGACCCCGCCGGCGAGAUGAUAUUCACUCCGCCAGCCCAGAGAGUACAGUUUAUCCUUGGCGAGGAAGUUGGUGACGAUGCGCACGAAUCGCAUCCGCUCUUCUCGGAGAUGGAGGAGCUCGUCAAGGAUGGCGACGAAAUGGAAUGGAAAGAAACAGCGAGAUGGAUCAAGUUCGAGGAAGAUGUCGAGGAAGGUGGCAAUAGAUGGAGUAAACCUCAUGUUGCUACACUAUCACUGCACUCACUCUUCGAAUUAAGGAGCCUCCUUUUAAACGGAACCGUCAUGCUCGAUAUGGAAGCAGGAAGUUUAGAACAAAUAGCUGAUCUUGUUCUCGAUAACAUGAUUAGUAAAGGAGUAUUAUCGGUGGAAUUGCGAGAGAAGGUGAGAGAAGCCCUUCUCGUCCGACAUCGGCACCAACACGAAAGACGUAAAGACAAUAACAUGUCGAAGUUACCGAUCAUACGAUCGUUAGCUGAGAUAGGACGUAACCAUUCCUCCUCGAAGAAUUUCGACUGUUCAUGUGGUAUGCAUGCCUUGUUGACGUCAGAUUUGCAGGAACGUCGUGAUCCAAAGGACACUUACGUGCCGUCCGUCGCCCGCAGCAGUAGCUGCCCGAACUCGAACACGGCCCCGCUGUCGAAAGAGGCGAAAGACCUCAAAGGGCCGUACCUUCUGGUUCCAGUGGAGGAAUCAAAUUCCGCUCCGGCAAUCGCCGGCGCAACAAGUCAGGGCAGUGGAGCAGCGUUGAAUGCUGGCAGCCGCUUCCUUACGAUACCCGGCAAUCCCGGCCAGGAACCAGGUAGUAACGGAAUGGAUCGGAGCCCCAGCAACGUGUCUAUCAGCAGAAUUCACAGUUCGUCAGCUUUGGAAAACGGAGAUGCUAAUCACAGGGGUAAUACGCACUUUAUGAGAAAGAUACCACCCGGCGCCGAGGCAAGCAACAUACUCGUAGGUGAGGUCGAUUUUCUCGACAAGACUUUGUCCGCAUUCAUCCGGUUAAGCCAAGCCGGAAUAAUGGGGGACCUGACAGAAGUUCCUGUUCCGACAAGAUUCAUCUUCGUCCUCCUGGGACCCAUGGGUGGAAUUUCGGGUUUCCACGAGAUAGGCCGAGCUAUGGCGACCUUGAUGUCUGACGAAGUCUUCCACGACGUGGCUUACAAGGCAAAAAAUAGAAAUCACCUCUUAUCUGGUAUUGAUGAGUUCCUAGACGCCGUGACGGUACUACCACCCGGUGAAUGGGACCCGGCCAUCAGAAUAGAACCGCCAGCGGCUAUCCCGUCACAGGAAGUUAGAAAGAGACCCAAGGAGGAAAAGCCUAAGGAAGAGUUUGACGAGGAAGCUGAUGAACAAAAGCUAAGGGAGGAAUCCGGCCUUUCGAGAACCGGUAGACUGUUCGGCGGUCUGAUCAACGACUUUAAGAGAAAAGCUCCAUUUUAUUUAUCUGACUUCAAGGACGCCCUUGCACUUCAGUGCGUCGCGUCUUUCAUUUUCUUAUAUUUCGCCUGCUUGUCGCCCAUCAUUACUUUCGGUGGUCUCCUCAGCGAGGCCACCGGAAAGAACAUGGCCGCCAUGGAAUCGUUAGUCUCCGGUUUCGUCUGUGGCAUAGGAUAUGGCUUUUUCUCUGGUCAGCCUUUGACUAUACUCGGUUCCACCGGUCCGGUUCUGGUUUUCGAGACGAUCGUCUACGAAUUCUGCAAGAAGGUUGACUGGAGUUAUAUGUCUUUCCGUUUUUGGAUCGGUACAUGGAUUUCCGUAAUUCUAAUGAUUCUCGUGGCUCUUGAUGCAAGUGCUUGCGUUUGUUACAUCACUCGAUUUACGGAAGAAAAUUUUGCUACCCUUAUCGCCUUCAUUUUUAUCUAUAAGGCUAUCGAAAAUGUGUUGUCGAUCGGCAAGAAAUAUCCUCUAAAUACCUAUUCCAGUCAAACACUGGAUUACGAUUGCUGGUGCAAACCACCAAACAUUAGUUUGCCAUCCAGUUAUGACAACAUGAAUUGGACGACAUUGGAUAAAACAGCUUGCGAGAAUUACAAUGGCACUAUGGUGGGUGAUGGCUGCAGCGUACCGCAUUAUGUACCCGACGUGUUCCUUAUGUCAAUUAUCCUAUUCAUGGGCACGUUUUUGUUAUCGGUAGAGCUCAAGGAUUUCAAAAACGCUUUAUUCUUUCCCUCAAAGGUGAGACAAGUGGUAAGCGACUUUGCAGUAAUAAUCGCGAUAUUCUCUAUGAGCACAUUGGAUCAUUUUGUGGGCAUUCCAACGCCGAAAUUGGAAGUGCCAACGGAGUUCAAGCCAACAUUAGAGGGACGAGGAUGGCUAAUCUGGCCUUUUGAGAGAAAUCCGUGGUGGAGUGCCAUCGGGGCAUGUCUUCCCGCUUUAUUGGGCACUAUAUUGAUCUUUAUGGAUCAGCAAAUCACGGCCGUUAUUGUUAAUAGAAAAGAGAACAAGUUAAAGAAAGGAUGUGGGUACCAUCUGGAUCUUUUCAUCCUGGCGAUCCUGAUCGAGAUAUGCUCGGUAAUGGGACUUCCAUGGUUCGUCGCAGCGACAGUACUCUCCAUAAAUCACGUGAACUCGUUGAAGUUGGAAUCCGAGUGUGCCGCGCCAGGCGAGAAGCCGCAAUUUUUAGGUGUCCGCGAGCAGAGGGUUACUCAUAUACUUAUCUUUCUGAUGAUCGGAUGCUCGGUACUCUUAACACCGAUGCUGAGGAACAUACCGAUGCCGGUGCUGUUCGGUGUCUUCCUGUACAUGGGCGCCGCGUCGUUGAAAGGUCUUCAAUUCUUCGAUAGGAUUCUGAUAAUGUUGAUGCCCGUUAAAUAUCAGCCGGACUACAUGUUUCUUCGCCAGGUCCCGUUGAAACGAGUACACAUGUUCACUGCAAUUCAGCUUACUUGCCUCGCCUGCCUGUGGCUCAUAAAAUCUUUCAGUCACACCUCUAUUCUGUUUCCUUUAAUGCUCGUGGUAAUGAUCGGCAUACGCAAAUCCCUGGAUUUGAUGUUUACGCAACGCGAACUGAAAAUCCUCGACGACAUAAUGCCGGAACCAAGCAAGAAACACGCCGACGAUCUUCGUAAGCUGGAGAACGGCGAGGAUCAUAACGAAACGAUGGGCUACGGACCCCCGGGAAACAUUCAGAUCUCUUUGGCUAACGGGAACAUCAUGAAAAUUCCUCUGGCGAGUAUCAAUAUCAGCGAGGAGGUGAACAAAACUGGUAUUUGGCAACAAGUUAACGAGAGCAACGAAAAAACAAAACAGUCAAAAUCAUUGAUCAAUGUGGGAAAGCAAAAGAAGAAUCCGAAGAAAGACAACUCGCUAUUAGCCGCCGAUGAGACAACGAGGCUGACGACAAUGACCGAAGAAGAUGAAGAUGACAGUGGAAUAUCGAUCAAGGUAGAUUUAAUACGAUCCAAGGAAAGCAUCAGUCCUUUAAAAGCAAAUGGUACUACCUCAGCAGAGACUUCCGUUUAACAAGAAGAAAACAAAAACAAACAUAUAUUAAUGUAGUACACAAGUUUCUUUAAUUGAUUGCUUCAAAACUUUCUUUCAUAAGAUAAGAAUAAAAAUUGCAGAGUAGAAACUCUUAUCUUAUAAAUUAAAUCGACAUGAAAGUCAUAAAACAUACCAUUUAACUUUUUGUAAGUUUAUAUCCUUUUACAAAGUAACAUCUAUUCUCCUUUGCCUAUAUUAUCCUUAAUUAAAUUACAUUUGUAUUAUAUUUAGUAUAAACAAUGUGCGUUGCUUGUUCGCGAGUAUUCUGUAAUUUAUACUGAAAUGUAAAUGAUCUAAUAUCCACCCAUAGUCUCAAUGUGUUUGUACAUAGAAACAAUUUAAGAUUCGCCAAUAGUAUCCAAUUGUGAUUUAAUAAAACCUCAUUUUUCAUCUCCGAUAAAGUAAUGAUAAUGACGUAUUGCUACAAAACAGUUCAUUUUUAGUAAUUAUUUAUACUACAAUUCAACUUUCUUAAUAUUAUUGUAUUUGAAUUAUAAGGGUAUGUAAACAUCGAGAAAUAAAAAAAAAUAGAAGAAAAAGAUUCCAAAUAAUUCGAAAAAUGUUUCGAAAUAAUAAAGGCAUAUUUAUAGUAGGUACAUGUUUUCCGUUCUAGUGAGUAACAAAAAUAAAAUACGGUAAAAUUUGAAAAGAUCUCUUACUGUUAUGCAGCUUCUUUAGAUAAUACGAUCUAGAUUAACGACGUCUAUUAACUGACAAAUCAAUAAGGACGUGUUUAUGCUACAAAAAUUUGUGAAAAACGCACAUUUUUUCAACCGUGAUAUGAUACUGAAAAUAAGUCGCAUUUAUAAAAUAUGAAUGCGAACUGCAAAAUAAAAUUCGAGUUUUUCUGGUUGAAAUUUUUCAACGGAAAAUUACUUUUUCUAGCGAAUAAUUCAGCUUCAACGCAUUCAAAUAUUCGAAUAAUUAUUACCGAUAAUUUUCACUCUUAUAGAUAUAUAUUAAAAUAAAUAAGAAAUAAAAAUGAUGUAGUAAAAUAAAAUAAUAAAUAAUAGAAUAAUAGCAUAGUAUUGCGCAGGUGUCAAAAUACCGUAAGUUGCAGGUUCGUGUGUGUGUGCCAGUUACAAUUAUUCGAAUAUUUGAACAUUGACAGCUGUAAAAUUUUAAGUUCGUAUAAAUCAAAUUCUAAUUCAUAUUAUACAAAUCAGAAAAAUAGAAAAAUGAGAAUAUUGUGUUACCGUGCAAUAAUACAUGAUUUUGCAUGUAGCAAUUAAGUAGUUCAAGUAACUUUAUAUUCAUACCAUGUAUAUGCCAAAGAAACCCCGCAAUAUGUAAUACGUAUAUCAAUACUUCCUUCGAGGGAUAUCUCAUAUGUUAUUGCUAGUAUCGUUAAAUAGCAGUGCAUAUUAGAAAAAAGACAAAAAUCUGAUUAAUAAAAAAAUUGUUCUAAUAUUUUUUUAUUCAUUUUCUUCAAUGAUAUUAAUACGAUACCUUGGGGGAUAAGAAUUGUGGAAGCUAUUUCGUGAGCUGAGAGUAGAAAAAAAAAUGUUGUAUGUACAGAUGAAUUUGUUCCUUGUCCUUAAAUCAUAGAGUAAUAUUGACUCUUCUGGUCUCAAAAAAUACUAUCAUUUUACUAAUAAAUUUUUUUACAAAAGCGGCCUUUUUAAAUACAAAACUAUGGAACAAUCCUCUUCGAGACAUUCAUAAAGUAAUCUCUCGCUUUGCAUAAAGAUAAUCGAAAUUGACUUAAAAAAAAUUUUGUAUAAUAUGCAUAAUAAUCUAGUUUAGAUAAAAGUUUAUUCUCAAAGAUGUCUAAAAAAGCACACAGCAUAUUUCUGUUGCUUCUUAAAACUUUCCAGUCUAGCUAAGAUCUUGCCCAUUCAAUUUCCAAACUAUUAUCAUAACUUUUUUAAUAUUUGGGCAUGCCCAAUUGCGACAAUAUUGAAAUAUUCUAAUUAUAGCGAAAUUAAUUUCUUUACCGCAAAAUUUUUGACAAAAAAUUUACGUAUUAUAAAAAUAUACAAUGUGUAGAAUGAUAGAACAGUCCCUUGAAGGAUAUCCGUUGUUCAAGAUUGAAGAGAAACAACAUAACCGUCAAUCUGCGAUAUGUAAUAAAUAAUAAUAAUUUACAACUAUAGUAAAUAAUAAUAAAGAUAUUCUGUCGGAAAAAUAAAGUUAUUUGUUAAUUAAAGUUAUUUGAAUUAAUUAAAUAAAAAUCUUACAAUAUUUUUAAAAUAAUUUUUUAAUUUUGUUUGUAUAUAGUAAAAUCUGUUGUGAUAUAAUUUGUUUCUUAUUAAAUUUAUACCUCAUAACAGAGAUAAUUAAUUUUGAAGCUUUCCGACCGAAUAUUUGCGUAAACAAAUAACUUGUACGAAUCGAAUAUUUACUGAAUAGAAAAAUGUGCAAAUUUUUUCUCAAACAAUCUGUGAUAAAUUUAUCAAUAAUGAAAAAAAAGGAUUUUAUUUAUAAGAACUUAAUUCCUCAGUUCGACUAAUUACCAAAUUUGUGGCAUAAAUAUUCAUAAAGAAUUUCAUAGAAAAAUAAAUAAGUGAGAUAUUUAUUAUAUUUAUUAUAUUUUUUACAUGAUCAUUUUUUGCUAACAGAUAGUUUGAGAAAAUAUAUGUUAGUGGAAUAAAAAAAAAUGCGAAGAGAUUACAUCUUACAAUAUAUGUAUUUAACUCGUAGGAAAGCUCAAAAGAAGACCUACAGUUAAAACAAUAUGAAACAUUUAUAUCAUAUUGGAAAGUAUAACCGUGCAUACUUUUAAGUAUAUUUUUACGUCAAGAAAGCGUGCUCCCACCCAUAUAAAUCACUUAAUUAAAAUCAUAUAUAAAAUCUGUUUGCGGAGCGGAUGUUAUGAUGUUAACUUCGUAUGAUGUAACAUUUGGAGCCCAGAGUAUCGUAUAAUAAUGAAACAAAUAAAAGAAGGGUGUGAAAGGCAUGCCGCAAUCUUAGGUGCGAAAUUAAAAUUUGCAAAUAGUAAAAUUCAUGGAUAUAAUGUAUAGUAUGGAAAUAAUUAAAUUUAUAAAGUGUAUGAUAUGUAUGCUAAUGCGUUUUGACGGUGAUCUUCGGCAAGUUAAUUAGAAGAAAUGUACUUUCAUAUUCAAUUAUAUUCACGAUUUCACGCGAAUUUAUGAUGUGGCGGAUGGGCUAUAAUCGCCGACGUAGUAUUAAUUGGUUGUGAUUAGGUAGGGAAGACUGUAUCUCGGAAACUAGUUUCCGAGUUGACAAGGAAAGUAGUUGAUGCCUGUCAUUGUAUAUUUAAUCAUGCUGUGUUACUUUAAAUAAAUAAUGUGCAAUUAAAA